AUGACACCUUGGCCCGGUGCCGUCGCCGACGCUGGCACUGUCGCUGCCCUCGCCACCGGAGCAGUCAGCCUGAUCGCUGGGGGCGGGUUGUAUGCGAUACUGAGACGAUACUCGAGCUCCAAGCGACUGGAUCAUAUACGGACGACACUCGCGGAUAUGACUGUUUUUAUAAACGGGAUUAACGAAGACGAGCGUCGGCUAGUCGAAGAGCGCUUGGGUCGGCCAGGCUUUAUAGAGAAUACCAAGACCACUAUUCAAAACGUGGGCAUGUUCGUGCCUCAACUAUCUUUGAUGUUGCAGGAUGCUGGUAAAUAUGCCCAAUAUGGGCCUGCACGACCAGAAUCAUGGAACCCCUUGAAAUCCCAAAUCUGUGCUCACAUGGAGGAAAUCUCUGAACUUCGUCAGGAUCUGAUGAACACCACCCAGGCCGUCCGGAAAGAAGCUAGGGAGGCUGUUGCGGGACAUAGUACAGACAAUCACUUUCCUUCGAACUGGCGGAAAUCAGCCCCAGCGCCCCAAUGCAAUUCCCAGACGAAUUCCGUCUCCCCGACAUUGUCUUACCACGCACUCCCAGAAGGCGAAGUAUCAAAUGACGUAGUGAAUCCGGAGGUCCCUACCUCGCUGCCUGCUGCUGCCACCGUCGGUCUCGCGCGUUCACCUUGGCAGAAUCUCUCGAAGACGGCGAUUCUGCGCGUCCGUCGUAUUGGUGCAGAGCAUACCGUACCGCCUCUGAGCGCCCCCACGACGGCACGCGUCGACAUCCAGCUAGGCGAUGUGGUCCGCACUCCCGAGGACUGA
Molecule: messenger RNA, 798 nt
Organism: Postia placenta MAD-698-R-SB12
Lineage: Eukaryota; Fungi; Basidiomycota; Agaricomycetes; Polyporales; Adustoporiaceae
Exons: 7
Coding region: 1-798 (265 amino acids)
Source: RefSeq, a predicted model, not a curated record